This is a messenger RNA of Gymnodraco acuticeps, 1588 nucleotides long. RefSeq lists its product as uncharacterized. Lineage: Eukaryota; Metazoa; Chordata; Actinopteri; Perciformes; Bathydraconidae. Bases 101 to 850 code for a protein of 249 amino acids. The record is from RefSeq and is a predicted model, not a curated record. The transcript is spliced from 5 exons.
CAAGCGAAACACUCGGAACAAGUCAGAAAACAUUAUUUUGUAUUUUGAAGCCUUUGUCCUUUAUUCAUCCAUCUAUGAUCUAUGACAACUCCAAGGAGUGAUGGAAACAGAACGCACGCGGCCAAUGUUCCCAUGGUACAAGGAGAGGUUGGAGACCAAGUAUCUUAAAGCCCCAGCAAACAAGAUUUCCUUGGUCGGCAGUUGUUGCCGUUUUGCCAACAUGAGACUCGAUGACUUCAGUGAGUGCUCGUCAGAUUUAUCCAGGAACCAGAGAGCUGUCUCAUCGGUUAUUUUCCAGCGUGACACUUCAAACCACAACUCCAGUCAAAAGCAUAUAAAAGGCCUCUCUAAAGAACACACUUGCUUUUCAAAGCAGAUGAUCCAAAAACAGAUUCGCAGAGAUUAUGUGGCUGCUGUGGAGGAGAAACUCAAACAGCAUCCUUUGGCUAUGUUCCCGCACUAUAGAGAUCACAUGACCCCAGAGUUAUUCGAUAAGGUGGUAUCCGUUUUGGACCCAGACAUAGGCGAAUACAGUGCCUCUGCACUUCCUACGCCUACAGAAGACCAUGCGGAGGACGAAGGUGAAGAAAGCUGUACAGUGCCAAGGAAGGAUGAAGGGAAAAGAGUAAAACAGGGAGCUUCUGCUGAUACAAUCCCUGAUGUCCAACAUGAAAGUCACAGAAACCCUUAUAUGCUACAAAUGAAUGGGAAUGGUUCCAAGAAAGGCCGGACGGGCAAACUAUAUCAACUCAGCAAACACAAGGACAUGAAAGCAGCCGCCACCAUAUUCAGCAGAUGGUUUGCCUCUCCCGAUGAAGAGACCAAUAUUACUGAAUCUGCAGUACACUGAGCCACUGCUUCACCACGAUUCCCUGUUCAAGCGGAGGGCAGCAACAAUUACUAAGGUCAAGAAUGACAUUCUGUCCAGGCCACAGAGGGGACAUGUUUAAAGCAGCAGAGCCAAACAGAGAACACAAACGGUAAAGUUAAGAAAAUCUUAGAAACCCACAACGUCGGAAAUACCCCCCCACUGCAGUUUAAGUUCCUUCCAUCAGGAUCCAAACAUUAGCCAAUACGAGCAGAUACACAUUCUCUAUCAAACCAUUUUUUAAAGUGCGGGUAGCAUCAGCACAUCUCCAACCAUGCUUGUUUCCCCUUCCUUUCUUUCUUUUUUGCUAAAUGUUGUUCUUUCCUUUAUUCACCUUUUACUCUUGUAAUCAUAAUCUGACUGUGAAUGUCCUUUUGAUCUUUAUCUGUUUGUUUCCCUGUCUUUAUUGCUACGGCGGCAGAGCCAAUAAUCCCUCAGGGACAAUAAAGGAUUUGAACACGAACAAAGAGUAGCAAAAUAUUAUUUCUAAAUCGCUUCUGAUUUAGAAGAUGUACAGUGAAGACCCUGUUGGGUCCAGACACAGGAAGCGAUGUGGAACAGUUGGUUUGUUGACAGAAUGAGGACCAGAAACAGAUGUAUGUAACCUUAGCUGUGAGGAGUUACGUAAUGCACAAUGGACCAAGGCUAAAAGGCAAGACUUUACAUUUAAAGGAGGGGUUUCUGUGUAUGGAGUGUUCAAACCACAGACAUGCUCUUCAA